UCCAUUGGCGGAUCUCCCGGACUGGGCCCGAAUUUUACCUUCUGAUUGGUGUUCGGACAGGAAGCGCGGCUGUGGGGCUGAAGCCCGACGCUUUGCCCUUACUUCUCUCUCUACUUUAUUCCCAAGCAGGACGUGUGUGUGUGGUGAAUGUGCGGCUCCACUGGGCUUGAACGGUGCGAUGAUAAAAGACGCCUCUGCGGUAGGCUACACACCUAUCCCAGAGCCAAAUAGCCAAGAAACAUCCUGAGGCCGUUCCUCCGUAUCCCCGUAAGCGUUUGGAGCGUAACCUGAAGUACCAUGUCCAGGCCACUAGGCGGCGGCCUGAAUGAUGUCACCCGCUUCCUCACGUCGGGGGUGGCUCCAUCUUCCCCCAGCGCCAAAGCGCCAGUGUUCUCCGCCACUGGCCAGGCCGACUGGGCGGCCAAGCGUCUGGUAUGGGUGCCGUCGGAGAAGCAUGGCUUCGAGUCGGCCAGCAUCAAAGAGGAGCGCGGCGACGAGGUGGAGGUGGAGCUGAGCGACAGCCAGAGGCUGCUGACGCUGUCCCGGGAGGAGCUGCAGCGGAUGAACCCGCCGCGCUUCAGCAAAGUGGAGGACAUGGCCGACCUCACCUGCCUCAAUGAAGCCUCCGUGCUGCACAACCUGAGGGAGAGAUACUACUCAGGCUUGAUCUACACCUAUUCGGGGCUGUUCUGCGUGGUGGUGAACCCCUACAAGAACUUGCCCGUCUACACCGAGUCCAUCGUAGAGAUGUACCGGGGCAAAAAGCGCCACGAAAUGCCGCCGCACAUUUACGCCAUAUCUGAGGCGGCCUAUCGCAGCAUGCUGCAAGACCGAGAGGAUCAGUCAAUCCUGUGCACGGGCGAGUCGGGCGCCGGCAAAACGGAAAACACAAAGAAAGUCAUUCAGUAUCUGGCUCAUGUGGCGUCCUCUCACAAGGGCGUCACUCCCAGGAGCAAAGAUGCUUUGCAGAUUAUGCAAUAUGGCGAGCUAGAGCGACAGCUGCUACAGGCCAACCCCAUACUGGAGGCCUUCGGCAACGCCAAAACUACCAAGAAUGACAAUUCCUCAAGAUUUGGUAAAUUCAUUCGGAUUAAUUUUGACGUGGCGGGAUAUAUUGUCGGCGCCAACAUUGAGACCUACCUCCUGGAAAAGUCCCGGGCCACCCGUCAGGCCAAAGAAGAGCGGACAUUCCACAUCUUUUACCAGAUGUUGCAUGGAGCUUCCGAGAAUAUGAAAUCGGACCUGCUCUUAGGAACUGCAGACGAGUACCGCUUUCUCGGCGGGGGUGCCAUCUCUGUUCCUGGUCAGAGUGAUGGGGAGAACUUCACUCAGACUAUGGACUCCAUGGCCAUAAUGGGCUUCAACCCAGAGGAGCUGUUGUCCAUGCUGAAGGUGAUCUCCGCCGUGCUCCAGUUUGGGAACAUUACCUUCACAAAGGAGAAGAACCACGAUCAGGCGUCCAUGCCCGACAACACGGCGGCUCAGAAACUCUGCCACCUGCUGGGGAUCAACGUGCUGGAGUUCACCCGGGCCAUCCUCACACCCAGGAUCAAAGUGGGUCGGGAGUACGUGCAGAAGGCCCAGACCAAAGAACAGGCUGACUUUGCCGUGGAGGCCCUGGCCAAGGCGACGUACGAGCGCCUCUUCAGGUGGCUGGUGCACAGAAUCAACCGAGCUCUGGACCGUAGGCAGAGACAGGGAGCCUCCUUCAUCGGCAUCCUGGACAUUGCCGGGUUUGAGAUCUUCCUGCUGAACUCUUUCGAGCAGCUGUGCAUCAACUACACCAACGAGAAGCUGCAGCAGCUCUUCAACCACACCAUGUUCGUCCUAGAGCAGGAGGAGUACCAGCGAGAGGGCAUUGAGUGGAAUUUCAUCGAUUUUGGCCUCGAUUUGCAGCCCUGCAUCGAUCUCAUUGAAAGACCGGCCCAGCCACCCGGCGUUCUGGCCCUCUUGGAUGAAGAGUGCUGGUUCCCUCGAGCGACGGACCAGUCAUUCGUGGAAAAAGUGACCAGCCAGCAAGGCACCCAUCCCAAAUUUUUCAAAGCCAAGCAGCCACGCGGCGAAGCUGACUUCUCCAUCAUCCACUAUGCUGGAAAGGUUGACUACAAAGCCAACGACUGGUUGGUCAAGAACAUGGAUCCUCUCAACGACAACGUGGCGUCUCUCCUCCACCAGUCGUCCGACCAUUUUGUCUCCGAGUUGUGGAAGGAGGUGGACCGCAUCAUCGGUCUGGACCAGGUGUCGUCGUCGAACGAGAGUAGCGGGCAAGUCGCGUUUGGCGCAUCGGGACUGAAGACCAAGAAGGGAAUGUUCAGGACCGUGGGCCAGCUGUACAAAGAGUCGCUGUCCAAACUGAUGACCACGCUGAAGAACACCAACCCCAACUUCCUCCGCUGCAUCAUUCCCAACCACGAGAAGAGGGCCGGCAAGCUGGCGCCACACUUAGUUCUGGACCAACUCCGAUGCAACGGCGUCCUGGAAGGGAUUCGUAUCUGCCGACAAGGCUUCCCCAACCGCAUCCCCUUCCAGGAGUUCAGACAGAGAUAUGAGAUUCUGACUCCUAACGCUAUUCCUCGCACCUUCAUGGAUGGAAAACAGGCAUCAGAACUCAUGAUCAGAGCCUUGGAGCUGGAUCCCAACCUGUUCCGGGUGGGCCAAAGCAAAGUGUUCUUCAGAGCCGGCGUGCUGGCGCACCUGGAGGAGGAGCGAGACUUGAAAAUCACAGACACCAUCAUACGCUUCCAGAGUGCAGCGAGAGGCUUCCUUGCACGCAAAGCCUUCACGAAGAAGCAGCAGCAGCUGAGCGCUCUGAGGGUGAUGCAGAGGAACUGUCAUGCUUAUCUCAUACUCAAGAACUGGCAGUGGUGGCGACUUUUCACAAAAGUGAAACCGCUGCUGCAGGUGACCCGGCAAGAUGAGGAGAUCCAGAUCAGAGAAUCAGAGCUGCUAAAAGCCAAGGAAAGACUGGUCCGAGUGGAGCAAGACUUCACCGAGCUGGACAAGAAACACUCAGUGCUGUUGGAGGAGAAAGCGGUGCUGGCCGAUCAGUUGCAGGCCGAGGCGGAGCUGUUCGCCGAAGCCGAGGAGAUGCGCUCCAGGCUGGCCAGUCGCAAGCAGGAGCUGGAGGACGUGCUGACCGAGCUGGAGAGCCGUUUGGAGGAGGAGGAGGAGAGGGGCGUGCAGAUGCUUAACGAGAAGAAGAAAAUGCAGCAGAAUGUUCAGGACCUUGAGGAUCAACUAGAAGAGGAGGAGGCUGCUAGACAGCGCCUCUUGCUGGAGAAGGUCUCCUUAGAAACCAAAGUCAAAAGUAUGGAGAACGACCUUCUGAGCGCAGUGGAGCAGAGAGAUCGCCUCAGCAAGGAGAAGAAGCAGCUGGAGGAACGCCUGAGCGAGGUGACCGACCACCUCACCGAGGAGGAAGAGAAGAGCAAAAGUCUGAACAAACUCAAGAACAAACAGGAGGCCGUCAUCGCCGACCUAGAAGACCGACUGAAGCGUGAGGAGCAGGCGCGCUUGGAGCAGGAAAAGUGGAAGAGGAGGAUGGAGACGGAGGCAAUAGAGGCGCAAGAGCAGCUGUCUGACCUGGGCCUCAUCUCUGGCGAGCUGAAGGGCAAUCUGAGUCAGAAGGACAAAGAGAUCAUCUCCCUGCAGAGCCGGUUGGAGGAGGAGGGCGCCCGCCGCUCUGAGGCCCAGCGCUCGCUGAGGGAAGCCAUGUCACAGGUGUCGGAGCUGAAGGAGGAAGUGGAGAACGAGCGAGGCAUGAGAGAGCGGGCAGAGAAACAGAGGCGGGACCUCAGCGAGGAGCUGGAGGCUUUGAGGACCGAGCUGGAGGACACCCUGGACACCACCGCCGCCCAGCAGGAGCUCCGGUCUCGUCGGGAAGUUGAGUUAAACGACCUCCAGCGCUGUGUGGAAGAUGAGACGCGCCGCCACGAGGUCCAGCUGUCAGAGCUCCGAGUCAAACACAGCGCCGCCAUAGACAAUCUGCAGGAGCAGCUGGACAACAGCAAGAGGGCGCGUCAGUCGUUGGAGAAGGCCAAGCUGGUGCUGGACGAAGAGAAGCAGAGUUUGAGUGCAGAGCUGAAGACCCUCCAGGCCAACCGCACGGAGAGCGACCGAGGUCGUAAGCGAGCCGAAAGUCAGCUUCAGGAGAUCACCAUGCGCCUCACUCAGGCCGAGCAAGAGAAGGAGGAAAAAGAGGAGCGCAUACACAAGUUACAGAAUGAAAUUGAGAAUCUCUCCAGCAAUCUGUCAUCCUUUGACAGCAAAUCCCUCCGUUUGUCCAAAGAAGUCGCCAGCUUGGAGAGCCAGCUUCAUGACGCACAGGAAAUCUUGCAGGAGGAGACCCGCCAGAAGUUGGCUCUGGCUACUCGGGUGCGAGCGCUGGAAGAUGAGAGGCAGGGACUGAUGGAGAGAGUGGAGGAGGAAGAGGAGAAGUCCAGGGAGUUGACUCGGCAGCUUCAGACUCAGACACAGCAGCUGUCGGAGGUGCGCAAGCAGUCGGAGGAGGUGAACACGGCGGUGGAGAGCGGCGAAGAGACCCGCAGGAAGCUCCAGCGAGACCUGGACGCCGCCAUCCAGAGAGAGAAACAGCGAGAGGAGGAGAGGGACCGCGUGGAGAGGCAGCGGGAGCGCCUCAGGGAAGAGAUUGAGGACAUGACGGUGGCCCUGCAGCGGGAGAGGCAGAACUGCACGGCUCUGGAGAAGAGGCAGAAGAAGUUCGACCAGUGUCUGGCCGAGGAGAAGGCAGUGGGCACGCGUCUGGCAGAGGAGAAGGACCGAGCGGAAGCUGAUAGUCGAGAAAAGGAGACGCGCUACCUUGCCUUGUCCAGAGCUCUUCAGGAAGCCCAGGACCAGAGGGACGAGCUGGAGAGGUCCAACAAGCAGCUUCGCCUGGAAAUGGAGCAACUCGUCAACCAGCAGGAUGACGUGGGAAAGAGCGUCCAUGAGCUGGAGAGGACCCGCAGGGCCCUGGAGACGGAAGCUGAGAGCCUCCGCACGCAGACGCAGGAUCUCGAGGAGGAGCUGACGGAGGCGGAGAACUCCAGGCUGAGGCUGGAGGUCACCCUGCAGGCACUCAAGGCUCAGUUUGAGAGGGAAAUAAGCAGCAGUGAAGAGAAAGGCGAGGAGAAGAGGAGGGCUCUCAGCAAGCAGGUGCGGGAGCUGGAGCUCCAGCUGGAGGAGGAGCGCAGUCAGCGCUCCCAGGCCGUGCUGACCAAAAAGCAGCUGGAAGCGGAGCUGCAGGAUUCCGAGGCUCAGGUGGAGACGUCCAGCCGCAGCAAGGAGGAGGCCGUCAAGCAUCUGCGGAAGCUGCAGAGUCAACUCAAGGAGGCGCUUCGAGAGCUGGAUGAGUCCAAGAUCACGCGGGAUGAGGUCAUCGCGCAGUCCAAAGACAACGACAAGAAAAUCCAAACACUGGAGGCCGAAGUGCUACAGCUCACUGAGGAGCUGGCCGUGUCUGACCGGCAGAGACGACAAGCUCAGCAGGAGAGAGACGAAAUGGCCGACGACAUGGUCAACAACAGCUCCGGAAAGACGGCGCUUUUGGAAGAGAAGCGUCGCUUGGAAAUGCGAGUCAGCCAGCUGGAGGAGGAGCUGGAGGAGGAGCAGACCAAUGCUGAGCUCCUCUCAGAGAGACAAAGAAAGAUGCAGUUGCAGGUGGAGACGCUGACAGUGCAGCUGCAGGGUGAGAGGACCCUGGCCCAGAAGGCGGAGGCGGGGCGGGAGCAGCUGGAGCGGCACAACAAGGACAUGAAGACACGGCUGGAGGAACUGGAGGGAACCGUCAGGGGCAAACACCGCCUCAGCGUCGCCGCCCUGGAGGCCAAGAUUGAAUCCAUGGAGGAGCAGCUGGAACAAGAGCGACAGGAGCGCGCCAUUGCCAACAAGCUGGUGAGGAAGACGGAAAAGAAACUGAAGGAGGUCAUGAUGCAGGCGGAAGACGAGAGGAGGCACGCCGACCAGUACAGAGAGCAGCUGGACAAGUCCAUGGUGCGCUUGAGGCAGCUGAAGCGUCAGCUGGAAGAAGUGGAGGAGGAGAACUCGCGCUCCAACGCGCAGAAGAGGAAGCUGCAGCGAGAACUGGAAGAGCUGACGGAGAACAGCCAAAGCAGGAUGCGCGAGAUCACCAGCCUGCGCAACCAGCUCAGCGUCCCCGAAUGGAGACCAGAGCAACGUGCUCCAUUGCAACUGAUGAUCCGCGGACGGCGACCUCUGGUGGACGACUACUCGUUGGACAACUCUGAUUCCGAAGAGCCGCCCGCCUCGCCAACGCCCUCCCUGGGAUUGCCCCGAACCCCCACCCCGUCCUCGGAGCACAGCCUGGACCCGACCCCGCCCACCUUCAACGUCAACAACGUACACCAAUGAUGUACCCGCACGCACACAUGCACACUACACUACUUUAGUCGAUGAAUUGCUUUCAAUUUUUUUUUUUUUGACCUUAUAAGGCCACCUUGUAACAUUCUAAAUGAAUUCACGUUGCAGUUUUAAAAGUUUCACGUUCGAAUUGGCGUAGAAAACACUAUAGUGUAUCCCUUUCAUCAAAGGUGGGCAACCUUUCCUUAUUGAAAUUAUGAAGGGAAAAAAAUAUAUACUGUACUCCAUCAAAUAGUGGCCGCUCUUCUAAUAAAAGUCUCCCUCAAUUAGACUCCUCAAGUUUCCAUUGAUCACUAUACAGUUGCUAACCAAAAGAGCAACAACUAUUUAUGCACCUUUGAACAGCAAAAUUCAACACCUCUCUUAGCUCCUGGCCAUUCUGUUACUAUUUAUUUAUUAUUUAAUUGUUUUAGGAAUUUUCAUAUUUGCGAUGAGGGCCACAUCGGAUGCUCUGGUACGCUCCCGGGUGGUUCACCAGCCACAGGUUGCCCACCCCUGAUGUUUAUAUGACAAAAAUUAAAAGGGCUGCUGCAGAACGACAAAUUGGACAAUCUAUUUGCAUAAGCCCCAUAUUUGAUUAAAAAGUGAAUUUGACCUCAUUCUUCUCGUGGGGCAAAUGUUAUGGAAUACGUGUUUUCAUACGCCGUGUGACUUUUUACAAGCGCCAUUUGCAUAACAAUUUACAAGCGCCAUUUGCAUAACGACUGCACUAUUUGCUAACAUUGCGAGGAAAUUAGCCAGACCGGCCCGUGAACAAGUAGCUCCCAUCCAACAUGUUCUAUAAUUCCGUAGCUAGUCUAAUUUAUUCAUCUAAAACAAGCUAUUUGUAUUUCUAUCAUUUAUAUCAAGCUAAAUAUGUUAAAGCUUACUUUUACUGUGCAAAAAUUACUCUUCAAGAUUCACUGGAGAGACAUUUUUCUACCAUGUCUGUAUCUGAAGUAAAACAACUUUUUUUUUUUUUUUUUUUAGACUGAAAAACACGGGUGUCUUGCACAAGGUAGUCUUAAUAUUUUUUUGUUCAUUACAUUUGAGCUGUAAAUGAAAGCUGUCAUAUGGAUGAGAAAAGGGACUAAAUCUAGUAGAAUAGAAUAGAAGACAUUUACCAUCAUCCAGCAUUGCUUUUGGAUGACUUUCCUUGGAGAUAAUACAAAUAAUGUAGGUUUAGAUACAAAUAGAGGCGACAAGUCGUACAAGUGAAGACUUAAGUAGUUUUUAUCAACUUGGCCAAUUCCCAACACAUAUUUCCUCUUUAGGUUCCUUUCCUGGAUAUUUGGGACUCAUUUUUAUAUUUAAUACAAUAAUGGCCUGGAUUCUCAAGGCACAAGUGGAGUAUGUGUCGUAAAUGGGGGGGGGGGUAGCAAAAUUGCAUGCUUUUGGAUAUCUUUAACUUGGAAUAAUAUCGCACUAGGGCAUAUGCGAUAUGUCUCACUUGUAAUGUACAUGACAUUUGACAGUCCAAUAAAUGGGAUGGACAUGAAAUGAAAAUUGUGGACUCGCAGUGUAAAUCCAGCCUUUGACAAAUGUGGUGACCUCUUCUGCCACACUAAGCUCAACUGGUUGCUAAACUUGAAGCUAAACGCUAAAGCAGUCUAGUUAGCAUUGUGUGGUGGGAACCGAAUAUGUUCAAAUCAUAAAAUAAAAGCCUGUCUUUUGCGUUAGUCAUAGUACAAACUAGGAUUUUUUUUCAAAUGACCUCAGGAGAAUUUUGUUCCAUCGUGACAUCUGCGUGCUCCAUUUUAAUCUAUAGCAUAGCGUUAGCUAUAAAGAGGUUUCAAGAUGUAGGUGUUUUUUGCCCCCGUUCAAAUGUUUCUGGAAUUGUUGUGAAUGUUUUUACUGUGGGUAAAGUACUAUAUACACUGACCCGGGUUUAUGUUUACCAAUAUGAAUGUUGCACUGGACCAGUACAGAACAAAGUUUGCGUUUUAAUCAGUGUUGACGUGCUCCCAUCCAUGCUAGGCUAACAUUAGCCGUGAUGGGUUCACGAGUCAAAACUACCAGAUGACAAAAUAAGUGUUUUAUGCUAAGUGCUAAGCUAAAUUUAGCAACAACAGGCUCUCAAUAAAUCGCAGCUAAAAGACAGCCAAAGGAUCUUGUUUGUCGCCAAUUAAGGACUUUUUAAGGUUAUUUGACUUUCACUAUCCAACCACCUGGACCUUACUCCAAUGAAAGAGAUUCCUAAUGUGCUUUUUGUUUUGGCAAUGUGCAAAUGAUUUGUAUUUUUACAACAUUGUGUAAUGGCUGCACAUUGCACACAAGCGAUGGGUAUAUUUGUCCACAUCAGCCUCUACUGAACAUGAACACGAGUGCGUUCACAACCGCAAACGGUGAAUGCUUGAAAACAACAAAGCUCUGUUCAGCAUGCUGAUUCUUAAGGUGUUUCUCAUCUGUCUCAUCUUCAUGGUUUGCUCAUGGCUAUUGUGCAACUUGAAAUAUUGCAAUUGUUUGUUAAUGAAGCUGUAUAAUACAUCUGUCCGGGUUCCACUUUUAAUAUAUGUUGUUGGUUUUCA
This is a messenger RNA of Syngnathus typhle (broad-nosed pipefish), 8885 nucleotides long. It is a transcript of the gene myh14, whose product is annotated as myosin, heavy chain 14, non-muscle. Gene Ontology annotation, cellular component: myosin complex. The transcript has 44 exons. Gene Ontology annotation, molecular function: ATP binding; actin filament binding; cytoskeletal motor activity. The coding region runs from base 298 to 6369 and encodes 2023 amino acids. NCBI's taxonomy places the organism in Eukaryota, Metazoa, Chordata, Actinopteri, Syngnathiformes, Syngnathidae. The record is from RefSeq and is a predicted model, not a curated record.